AUAUACAUUCGUUCCUUACCGCUUGGCUUGUGAAACGAGGUAGUUGCUGAUCAGCAAAUCUAGGAAAUCUGAAAAUAUCUUCCGAAAAUGCUUGUAUACCACGAUUAUGUCACUGGUGACGAAAUUAUGACUGAUUCCUACAAGGUUACUGAAGAUUGGGAUGGUCUAGUAUACAAAAUUGUUGGAAAGUAUACAACCGAAAGUGACGCUAACGCAGUAGCAGGUAUUGAGGCCAACGAAGAAGAAUGUGAGGUAGCAACAACAACAGGCAUCAACUGUAUUUUGGCAACAAGACUCCAGGAGACAUCUUUUGAAGACAAAAAGACCUUCAAGAGAUAUUUUAAGGAUUACGCCAAGGCAGCACUUGAGAAAGUAAAGGAGAAGAAUCCUGAAAAGGUUGAUGCUUUUAAAAAAGACUGUCAAGACUUUAUGAAGAAAGUUAUCGAACAUUUUAAUGAUCUUCGAUUCUUUCAAGGAGAAUCAUUUAAUCCUGACUCCCUCGUUGUUCUGGUUAUACAUGAAGAGAUUGAUGGCUCUGAUACACCAAUGUGUUACUACUUUAAAGCCGGCCUAUAUGAAGAGAAACAAUAA
Dimorphilus gyrociliatus is the source of this 591-nucleotide messenger RNA. The record is from the annotation of a GenBank genome assembly. Lineage: Eukaryota; Metazoa; Annelida; Polychaeta; Dinophilidae.